UAUAAAGUGUCGCCUCACCCUGCAGUAGAAGUUGUUGGGGUAUUUUCUGGGAUUAAACUACAGUCUCCUCCACCGAGCUCCAGGACCAUGUUGUUUAGUCUCCUCUUCACCGUGUGGAUAAUUCUUCCAGCACAGGUUUUUGUCUUUAACCUGGACACACAGAACGUGAUGAGGAAGCGUGGAGAAGCAGACAGUUUGUUUGGAUUUUCUAUGGCCAUGCAUCAUCAGCUCAAACCUUCAGACCAGCGCGUAUUGCUGAUUGGAGCUCCUCGUGCUAAAGCAUUGCCUGUUCAAAACGCCAAUAUAUCUGGUGGCCUGUACAGGUGUAAAUUCACAACUCAACCUGAUGACUGUGAACGCAUCCCUGUUGACAUAAAAGCUCGAUCUAAAGAUCAUCCAGGAGUGGACUAUAGAGAAAACCAAUGGCUGGGUGUUAGUGUUCAAAGUCAAGGACGAGGAGGCAAAGUAGUGACCUGUGCACACCGGUACCAGGAUUGGAGCUUCACCAAUCAACGGUUAUUGGGCAGAUGCUUUGUCAUGGGACAGGACCUUGUACUAGGGACAGAUGGGGCAGACACAAGGUCAUUUUGUAGGACUCGGGAGACAGAUAAACACAACUUUGGGUACUGUCAACAGGGUCUCUCUGUAGCUUUUUCCAAAGACGGCAAAUAUCUUGUUUAUGGAGCUCCAGGAGCAUAUGACUGGAAAGGCAUUGUGCACAUGGAGCCUGUUGAGGAUUUCUCUCUGGAGAUCUAUGAAACAGCAGAUGAACACGAGCUCAAUCCUUUGGACAUCAGCAGCUUUUUAGGCUUUGCUCUGGAUACUGGGAUGAACCUGAUGAAGAAAGGAGAACUGAAUGUGGUAGCAGGCGCUCCACGAUCAAACCACAGCGGGGAGGUUUUACUACUGAGACCAGAAGACAGAACAGAAGCUAGAAACUUAAAAGUCGAACACAUCCUUCGAGGACCGGGUUUGGCCUCCUCCUUUGGCUACGACCUCACCAUUCUUGACUUAAACUCAGACGGGUGGGAUGACCUUGUUGUGGGAGCACCCGAGUUCUCCAGUAAAAACAUGGAUGAUGAUGUAGGAGGUGCUGUGUACGUUUACAUCAACCAAGCCGAAGGACAACACUGGAGCCAGAUCCAGCCAGUGUGUCUGUAUGGUAAAAGAGACUCCAUGUUUGGAUUGGCGGUGGCGCAUGUUGGGGAUCUCAAUCAAGAUGGAUACCAAGAUUUUGCAGCGAGCGCACCAAAUGAGGAUUCAGGGAGAGGUCAAGUGUAUAUUUAUCAUGGUUCAGCUGCAGGAUUUCAUCACAAACCAACGGUUUUAGAUGCUGGAGAUCAUAGCAUCAGAUUGUUUGGUUAUUCCUUGGCUGGAAACAUGGAUAUGGAUGGUAAUGGCUAUCCAGACCUGGCUGUGGGUUCAUUCUCAGAUACUGUGCUUAUUUACAGGACUAAGCCAGUGAUAAACAUAGAAAAGACCUUAACAUUAACACCAAAUAAUAUUGACUUCAAAGCACAGGACUGCAAGAGAAAACCAUGCAUAAUUACAGCUCAAUCCUGCUUCACCUACACUGCUGAGCCGCAAACAUACAAUCCCAAGCUACGGAUCGAGUACAAACUGGAGGUCGAUACGCUGCGCAGAGAGAGGGGUCUUCCUUCACGAGUGGUCUUUGUUAAUUCGGACGCUGCAAACGGACACCAGCAACUGAAAGGACAAAGGCAUAAAUCAUGUGUUCAGACCAAGCUGAGACUACUGGGAGAAAUCCAAGACAAGCUGACCAGUAUUCGCAUCAGCCUGUCUGUUUCUCUACCAUCUGACAAUCCAAAGCAGACCAUCAGAAACCUGCCUGAUCUAGAGCCAGUUCUCAACUCACUGCAGGAAAACACAAGCAAAGCAGAGGUCUCGUUUCUGAACUCGGGCUGUGGAAGUGACAACAUCUGCCAGAGUAACCUGCAGCUCCAGUACAGCUUCUGCACCAAAGACCAACAGCAGGACCAGUGUGACCCUCUAGCCAUAGAAAACGGUGUUCCUGUAAUUUCGCCUGGCGAUGUGAAUGUUGCCCUGGAGGUCACAGUCACCAACACAGGUGGAGACGAUGCCCAUCACACUCAACUCUAUGUGAUGUUUCCAGAAGUUUUGCAUUUAUCAUCAGUCGUGCUGAAGAAGAACAGCGAUACCCAGGUGCAGUGUAACCCCAAUGAGAAUAAAACACAGGCCGACUGCCAACUUGGAAAUCCUUUGAAAAGAGACGCAGAGGUUUCAUUCUUCCUGAUGCUGAACACAGAAAAACUUUCCUUAAGAGUAACUGCUGCUAACGUGACUUUGGCCCUUAAAACGAUCAGCAUUCAAGAUGUCCCAAUAGUUGUUGCGGAAGCCAAAAUUAUAUUUGAACUGCAUCUAAAUAUCAUUGGUCUUGCUAAACCUUCCCAGUUGUUCUUUGGAGGAGAAGUGAAAGAUGAGAAAUCCAUGAAGGCAGAAGAUGAUGUUGGCUCUUUGGUCCAAUAUGAGUUUAGGAUUUUUAACAUCGGUCGGCCUCUGAAGUCCUUCGGUUCUGCUGUGCUGAAUAUUCAGUGGCCAAAAGCGACUAAAGCAGGAAAACGGCUGCUGUACCUGAUGCAGAUCACUGAUCGAGGAAAAAACCUCAUUCACUGCACUCCGCCAGAGGAUAUCAACACACUCAGAUUUAACAUGGCUUCAUCCAGAGGAAAGCGGGAACUGGAGCGUGAAUCCGGCUUGAAAGCUCUUCCCUCCACUUCUGAUUUUUUCCCCUUUCUGGGCAACAAAAGGAAGUAUAAAACCCUGUCGUGCGCGGAUGAGUUAAGCUGUGUGGAGCUGCGAUGCCCUCUAGAGGCGCUGGACAGCAGUGCAGUAAUCUUGCUGCAUGCGCGCUUAUGGAACAACACCUUUCUUCAGGAGUACAGCUCAUUGAACUACUUGGACAUCAUAUUAAAUGCAUCUUUGACCCUUAAUGGGACUCAAGGGAAUAUUGGAAUGCAACCAUCAGAUACUAAGGUGAAGCUGACAGUUUUUGCAGAGAGAAGAGCUGCUCUGCUCAGCCGAGUGCCGUGGUGGCUCAUUCUGCUCAGCGUCGUGACCGCUCUGCUUUUACUAGCUUUGCUCUUCUACCUGUUGUGGAAGUUUGAGUGCUUGACGUGUGGAGCGUGUGACAAACAGAAGGAAGUUUAAGAAUCAAAAGAGAAGAAAUGUUGAGCAGACUGAGACAAGUCUUCUCAAAGAUUGACAAGAUUCUGUACAGGUUUUAAUUUUUCUUUUAUACUGAUAUAUUUUCCCCUUGUACACAUAUCUGUAUUUUUUAUAUUUCAUGUGCAUAAAUAAAUUUAGUGAUUUAACAGGACUGAGGACAGUUUGUAGUUAAUUAUAAGACAAAAUAUACUUUUCUGCACUUAUUACAUUUACAUUUUUUAACAAUUGCUAGGAUAAUUUUCUCAAUAGUUUAGUCACCUUCUCAACACAACAGCGCAGUGAACACAACAGCAGUCUAUAUACAGUAUGAGCGAAACUGUGGAUCAUUUAUUAUUGCUUUCACACAAUGCAUUUACUGACUACAUCUUUCAAAUGACAGGAUUUAUCAAAAACAAGCUAAACUCAAUGUACUGCUGUAUGUACGCUACUGGCCAAUUUACAUGUUUGAUGUACAAAAUUGCUAAAAUCAAGUACAAAACUAAAUAUAAUUUUGCUCUAUUUCUACAGUAAUACCCUCUUGAAAUAUACCACAAAUCUUGUUUCCUUGUUGGAUGACAGACGUUCUUAGUGUUAUGAGGGUAUUGGUGAUUUGACAAAUCUUAUUAUGAAGUAUGAGAAUGUUUUGUUUCAUGACAACAAUAAUUUAAGUUAUUU
Danio aesculapii is the source of this 3861-nucleotide messenger RNA. RefSeq names its product integrin, alpha 6, like (gene itga6l). Gene Ontology annotation, cellular component: integrin complex; external side of plasma membrane. The transcript has 25 exons. The record is from RefSeq and is a predicted model, not a curated record. Gene Ontology annotation, biological process: cell-cell adhesion; cell-matrix adhesion; cell adhesion mediated by integrin. NCBI's taxonomy places the organism in Eukaryota, Metazoa, Chordata, Actinopteri, Cypriniformes, Danionidae. The coding region runs from base 88 to 3189 and encodes 1033 amino acids. Gene Ontology annotation, molecular function: integrin binding.